Anneissia japonica is the source of this 4066-nucleotide messenger RNA. RefSeq names its product SWI/SNF-related matrix-associated actin-dependent regulator of chromatin subfamily A member 5-like. Gene Ontology annotation, cellular component: chromatin; nucleus. The transcript has 19 exons. Bases 105 to 3161 code for a protein of 1018 amino acids. Gene Ontology annotation, molecular function: ATP hydrolysis activity; ATP-dependent chromatin remodeler activity; histone binding. Lineage: Eukaryota; Metazoa; Echinodermata; Crinoidea; Comatulida; Comatulidae. The record is from RefSeq and is a predicted model, not a curated record. Gene Ontology annotation, biological process: nucleosome organization; regulation of transcription by RNA polymerase II.
UGGAGUAGGUCAAAGGUUAUUUGUAAUUCGCCGCUACAUCUUUUGUGUGUCCGGUGCGAUUCUGAAAUCUUUGUUGUGUAGGCUAUAAAAAACUUCUGAUAAAAAUGUCGGACGUGGAAAGUCCACCAAAGCCUGCAACCAUUGUACAGGAGCCUACACUGAAGCUGAAAACACCACCAGGGGCAAAGGAAAAGCCAGAUGGUCAGGAAUAUGAAGCCAAAGUGGAAAGAGAUCGAGCAUCUCGGUUUGAUUUCCUGCUGCAGCAGACAGAGAUCUUCACGCAUUUCAUGAGCAACACAAACUCCAUGAAAUCACCCACAAGUCCUUUAAAAAUGAAGCCAGGGCGCCCUCGCUCAAAAAAAGAUGACAGAGCUAAAUUAUCAUCAGUUGGAGACCAUCGUCAUCGAAUGACCGAACAAGAGGAAGACGAGGAGUUGCUGACGGAAGCACGCAAAGCGACCAAUGUAAUCACACAGUUCGAGAAAAACCCCAGCUACAUCAAGUCAGGUGAGAUGCGAGACUAUCAGAUCCGCGGUCUCAACUGGAUGGUGUCGCUCUACGAAAAUGGAAUCAACGGCAUCCUCGCCGAUGAGAUGGGUCUCGGUAAGACCUUGCAAACCAUCUCUCUUCUUGGCUACAUGAAGCACUACCGCAACAUUCCUAGUCCUCAUCUUAUCAUCGUUCCAAAAUCAACAUUGGCCAAUUGGAUGGCAGAGAUCGAGCGGUGGUGUCCAUCCCUACGAAGUGUCUGUCUAAUUGGGGAUGCAGAGACCAGGCAAACUUUUAUACGAGACGUCAUGAUGCCCGGUGAAUGGGAUGUGUGUGUUACCUCAUAUGAGAUGACUAUCCGAGAGAAAUCAGUCUUCAAAAAAUUUAACUGGCGUUAUCUCGUUAUAGACGAAGCACACAGAAUUAAAAACGAAAAGUCAAAGUUGUCAGAAAUUGUUCGUGAAUUCAAAUCAACAAAUCGUCUGCUGUUGACCGGCACACCACUGCAGAAUAACCUUCACGAGCUAUGGGCGCUUCUGAACUUCCUGCUCCCUGACGUCUUCAAUUCAUCCGAUGAUUUUGACUCGUGGUUCAGCACUAGCCAAUGUCUGGAUGACAAGCAGCUGGUUGAGAGACUUCACAAUGUACUGCGUCCUUUCUUGCUACGACGUUUAAAGAGUGAUGUAGAGAAAGCUCUACUUCCAAAGAAGGAGGUGAAGAUUUACGUUGGUCUGAGUAAAAUGCAGAGAGAAUGGUAUACAAAGAUUCUAAUGAAGGACAUCGAUGUUGUAAAUGGCGCCGGUAAAACCGAGAAGAUCCGUCUAAUGAACAUCCUUAUGCAUUUGCGUAAAUGUAGUAACCAUCCAUACUUAUUUGACGGUGCAGAGCCCGGCCCUCCCUACACCACUGAUCAGCAUCUUGUUGACAACAGUGGUAAGAUGGUUGUACUGGAUAAGUUAUUAACAAGGCUGAAACAACAAGGUUCACGUGUCCUGAUUUUUAGCCAGAUGACCCGUGUAUUAGACAUCCUGGAAGAUUACUGCUCGUGGAAAGGAUUUAAGUAUUGCCGACUGGACGGUCAAACGCCUCAUGAAGAAAGAACAGCAAGUAUUAAUGAGUUCAACAGUCCGGAUAGUGAGAAGUUCCUGUUCUUGUUGAGUACCAGAGCCGGUGGCCUUGGAAUCAACUUGGCUACAGCGGACAUUUGCAUAUUGUACGACAGUGACUGGAAUCCACAAGUAGAUUUGCAAGCUAUGGAUCGUGCGCAUCGUAUUGGACAAAAGAAACAGGUGCAUGUGUUUAGAUUUAUCACCGAGAAUACCGUAGAAGAGCGUAUCAUUGAGCGUGCUGAGAUGAAGCUUCGUCUGGAUGGUAUCGUAAUCCAACAGGGGCGCUUAGUCGACUCCCACGUGAAGAUGAGCAAAGAUGAGGCGUUGAAUAUGAUUCGACACGGCGCUAAUUUUAUUUUCUCUGGAAAAGAAAGCACAAUUACCGAUCUUGAUAUUGAUGCUAUCCUUCAGAAAGGAGAGACUAAAACUAAGGAGUUAAGCAAAAAACUUGAUGAUCUUGGUGAGAGCGCCCUUCGUAACUUCAGUCUCGAGGAACAGCAGACGAGCACCAGUAUCUACUCAUUUGAAGGUGAAGAUUACAAGGGUAAACAGAAGUCAACGACCGGCAUCCACUGGAUCGAGCCACCGAAGCGUGAGCGUAAAGCGAACUACGCGGUGGAUGCCUACUUUAGGGAAGCAUUACGUGUCAGCGAGCCAAAAGCGCCAAAGGCACCAAGACCCCCAAAACAACCAAACGUACAAGACUUCCAGUUUUUCCCGCCAAGGCUUUUUGAACUCCUUGACUCUGAGAUUCACUACUUCCGGAAAUCCAUAGGCUACAAGGUGCCACUGAAUCCGGAGAUACCGGAUGCACAGAAGGUUCGUAAGGAAGAACAGAGGAAGAUUGAUGAAGCAGAACCACUAACAGAGGAAGAGCUGGAAGAAAAGGAGAAGUUGCUAGAGCAGGGUUUUACCAACUGGUCAAAACGAGACUUCAAUCAGUUUAUCAAGGCAAAUGAAAAGUAUGGCAGGGAUGAUCUGGAGAGUAUAUCAAGAGAAAUCGAAGGCAAGACACCAGAAGAGGUACAAGAGUACAUGGCAGUGUUCUGGGAACGUUGCAGAGAACUUCAAGAUAUUGAUCGUAUUCUGGCACAAAUCGAGAGAGGAGAGUCCAAGAUUCAGCGCAAGAUCAGCAUCAAGAAGGCCCUGGAUGCUAAGAUGGCCAGAUACCGUGCUCCAUUUUAUCAGCUCCGCAUUGCAUACGGUACGAACAAAGGAAAGAAUUGGACUGAAGAAGAAGAUCGAUUUCUUGUGUGUAUGCUGCACAAGCUGGGAUUCGAUAAGGAGAAUGUGUACGAUGAACUUCGAACUGCAGUACGUCAAGCUCCGCAGUUUAGAUUUGAUUGGUUUAUUAAAUCACGAACUGCUAUGGAGCUGCAACGACGCUGCAACACCUUGAUUACUCUGAUUGAACGUGAAAACCAAGAACUUGAAGAAAGGGAGAAACAGGAGAAGAAGAAAGGAAGACCAAAGGGCAGUCUAGGGACACCCAAGUCUAAGGGUGAGAAACGUAAAGCUGAUGGAACACCAGACAACAGAGGGCGCCCUAAAAAGAAGAAAUAAAGAUGGCAUUAAUCCACUGAGCAGAUGAGGACCAAUAUGUAAAAGUAGAUAAGUGGAACUGAUGGAGCCAUUAGCAUCACACACUGCUUCUACACCCCAGCAAUGCCGUUCAUUGUAACAGCUUUUCCUAAUAAUACUUGAAAGCCACAAACAAUAUAUAAAGUAAUGCACAUCUAAAUAUGACUAGAAAUUCUAAUGAUGUUGUUAAAUUAUUUUUUUAUUUAACAUUAUUUAAUAAUAGUAAUAGUAGUUUUCUCCUUCAUCACUUAAAAACUGUUAAAAUGUGAAAGAUUAAAUUUGUAAAAUGUGAAAUAAGCAUCUAUCAACCAGCAUUCUCUGUUGUGAAUAUACUGACCUUUUUAAAGUGUAGGGUUAGGGACUAGGCGAGAGAACCAUUAAAUAUGUGCUAAUUGCUUUCAACUGCCUAUUAGAAAAAAAUUGUUUGUACAUACAUAAAAAAUCUAAAUUUUUGAUAUGUUUAAAACUGAUUUCAUGUUUUAUUAAAAAAAAGGUCUACGUUACAUAAUCCUGUUUCAUUAGUAGCCUUUCACUACGUUGUCCUUAAUAUUAUUAUUAUUAUUAUUAUCAUCAUUAUUAUUAUUUAUUGGUACAGUAUUAGACCUAUUAUUAUUUCAUUUUUAUUGUUAAUGAAUUUUUCAUUUUUCUAUUUAUUGUUAUAAUAAAUUAAAAUAUUCAAUUACCAAUGUUACUGUUUUAAAAAAAAUGUUAAAAGCAUUAAGAAGAUUGAACAAUGGAGUACAGUUCAUUUUUUUAUGGAUGUCUAAAGUGCCACAUGAAAAGUGGUGCAUGUAAAUAAAUUGCAGGUUGCCAACUGUUAGUAAGACACUUUUAGAAGUGCAUAUUCGUUGUCUAUGUACGUAGUGAAUUAAAAUGGAUUUGUAGAA